Messenger RNA from Pipistrellus kuhlii (Kuhl's pipistrelle), 5382 nucleotides. RefSeq names its product polycystin 2, transient receptor potential cation channel (gene PKD2). Gene Ontology annotation, biological process: potassium ion transmembrane transport; detection of mechanical stimulus; release of sequestered calcium ion into cytosol. Bases 108 to 3020 code for a protein of 970 amino acids. The transcript has 15 exons. Lineage: Eukaryota; Metazoa; Chordata; Mammalia; Chiroptera; Vespertilionidae. Gene Ontology annotation, cellular component: membrane. The record is from RefSeq and is a predicted model, not a curated record. Gene Ontology annotation, molecular function: voltage-gated calcium channel activity; muscle alpha-actinin binding; calcium ion binding.
CGGGAGGCCGGGGGCGGGGAGCGGCGGGCGGCCCGGGAAGAAAGGAACAUGGCUCCUGCGGCGGGCGGCCGCUCGGGGCGGAGGCGCUCGGGGCACCAGUGAGCGCGAUGGUGAACGCGAGCCGCGUGCAGCCGCAGCCGCCGGGGGCCGCCCCGCAGCCGCCCGCGCCCCGAGCGCCGCGCCCGGGCCGGCCGGCGGCGGGCGGCGCGGCCGGGGGAGCCGGCCUGGCGGCCCCGGGCGGCCUCCGCGAGCCGCGGGGCCUGGAGAUGGAGAUGGAGCGCAUCCGCCAGGCGGCCGCGCGGGACCCCCCGGCCGGCGCCUCGGCCUCGCCGUCCCCGCCGCUCUCGUCCUGCUCGCGGCAGGCGUGGAGCCGCGACAACCCGGGCUUCGAGGCCGAGGAGGACGAGGAGGAGGAGGAGGUGGAGGGGGAGGAAGGGGGAAUGGUGGUGGAGAUGGACGUGGAGUGGCGCCCGGGCAGCCGGCGGUCUGCCGCCUCCUCUGCCGUGAGCUCCGGGGGCGCCCGGGGCCGGGGACUCGGGGGCUACCCCGGCGCGGGCCACCCGAGCGGGCGGCGGCGGCGGCGAGAGGACCGGAGCCCCCCGAACCCCAGCCCGGCGGGCGGCGGGGACCCGCUGCAUCGCCACCUCCCGCUGGACGGGCAGCCGCCGCGAGUGGCCUGGGCGGAGAGGCUGGUGCGCGGGCUGCGAGGUCUCUGGGGAACAAGACUUAUGGAGGAAAGCAACACGAACCGAGAGAAGUACCUGAAAAGCGUUUUGCGGGAGCUGGCCACCUACCUCCUCUUUCUCAUCGUCCUGUGUGUCUUGACCUACGGGAUGAUGAGCUCCAGUGUGUACUACUACACACGCGUCAUGUCACAGCUCUUCCUCGACACCCCCGUGUCCAAGGCGGAGAAAACCAACUUUAAAACGCUUUCUUCAGUGGAAGACUUCUGGAAGUUCACAGAAGGCGCCUUAUUGGAUGGGCUGUACUGGAAGACACAGCCCGGCGACGGGACUGAAGCUGACAACCGAAGCUUCAUCUACUACGAGAACCUCCUGUUAGGGGUGCCACGGAUACGGCAACUCAAAGUCAGGAAUGGAUCCUGUUCUAUCCCCCAGGACUUGAGAGAUGAGAUUAAAGAGUGCUAUGAUGUCUACUCUGUCAGUAGUGAAGACAGGGCUCCAUUUGGUCCAAGGAAUGGAACCGCUUGGAUCUACACGAGCGAAAAAGACUUGAAUGGGAGUAGCCACUGGGGAAUGAUCGCAACUUACAGUGGAGCUGGCUAUUACCUGGAUUUGUCAAGAACAAGAGAGGAAACAGCCACUCAGAUUGCUAGUCUCAAGAAAAAUGUCUGGCUAGAUCGAGGAACCAGGGCAACUUUUAUUGACUUUUCAGUGUACAACGCCAACAUUAAUCUGUUCUGUGUGAUCAGGUUAUUGGUUGAAUUCCCAGCAACAGGCGGUGUGAUUCCAUCUUGGCAAUUUCAGCCUGUGAAGCUGAUCCGAUAUGUCACGACUUUCGAUUUCUUCCUGGCAGCCUGUGAGAUUAUCUUCUGUUUCUUUAUCCUCUACUAUGUGGUGGAAGAGAUAUUGGAGAUUCGCAUCCACAAGCUACACUAUUUCAGGAGUUUCUGGAAUUGUCUGGAUGUUGUGAUCGUUGUGCUAUCAGUGAUGGCUAUAGGAAUUAACAUACACAGAACAUCAAGCGUGGAGGUGCUGUUACAGUUCCUGGAAGAUCAAAAUACCUUCCCCAACUUUGAGCAUCUGGCAUACUGGCAAAUACAGUUCAACAAUAUAGCUGCGGUCAUAGUAUUUUUUGUCUGGAUUAAGCUCUUCAAAUUCAUCAACUUCAACAGGACCAUGAGUCAGCUCUCCACAACCAUGUCUCGGUGUGCCAAAGACCUCUUUGGUUUCGCAAUUAUGUUCUUCAUUAUUUUCUUAGCCUAUGCUCAGUUGGCAUACCUCGUCUUUGGCACUCAGAUUGAUGACUUCAGCACUUUCCAAGAGUGUAUCUUCACUCAAUUCCGUAUCAUUUUGGGUGAUAUCAACUUCGCAGAGAUUGAGGAAGCUAAUCGAGUUUUGGGACCACUUUAUUUCACUACAUUUGUAUUCUUUAUGUUCUUCAUUCUUUUGAAUAUGUUCUUGGCCAUCAUCAAUGACACUUACUCUGAAGUGAAAUCUGAUUUGGCUCAACAGAAAGCUGAAAUGGAACUCUCAGAUCUUAUCAGAAAGGGCUACCAUAAAGCCUUGGUCAAACUAAGACUAAGAAGAAAUACUGUGGAUGACAUUUCAGAGAGUCUGCGGCAAGGGGGAGGCAAGUUAAACUUUGAUGAACUUCGACAGGAUCUCAAAGGGAAGGGCCAUACUGAUGCAGAGAUUGAGGCAAUCUUCACAAAGUACGACCAAGAUGGAGACCAGGAGCUGACUGAGCAUGAACACCAGCAGAUGAGAGAUGACUUGGAAAAGGAGAGGGAGGACCUGGACUUGGAUCACAGCUCUUUGCCACGUCCCAUGAGCAGCAGGAGUUUCCCACGAAGCCUGGACGACUCCGAGGAGGAGGACGAUGAAGACAGUGGGCACAGCUCUAGAAGGAGAGGAAGCAUCUCCAGUGGGGUUUCUUACGAAGAGUUUCAAGUCCUGGUGAGACGAGUGGACCGCAUGGAGCACUCCAUCGGCAGCAUCGUGUCCAAGAUCGAUGCUGUGAUAGUGAAGCUGGAGAUCAUGGAGCGCGCCAAACUGAAGAGAAGGGAAGUGCUGGGAAGACUGCUGGACGGAGUGGCCGAGGAUGAAAGACUGGGUCGUGAGAGUGAAAUCCACAGGGAACAGAUGGAACGGCUAGUGCGUGAAGAGUUGGAACGCUGGGAAUCCGAUGAUGCAGCUUCCCAAAUAAGUCACGGCUUAGGCACUCCCGUGGGACUAAAUGGUCAGCCUCACCCCAGAAGCUCCCGCCCUUCUUCCUCUCAGUCUACAGAAGGAAUGGAAGGCUCGGGUGGAAACGGGAGUUCCAAUAUGCACGUGUAGGGUGUGUGUUAGCAAAUGUGUUUCCAACAGGUGAGCAGGUGGCUUCCUGAAUGGACAUUGCAAGGUUACUGCAGUAAGUCCUCACUUAACGUCAUGGGUCGGUUCUUGGAACUGUGGUGAAACAAAAUACAAUGAAACCAAUUUUACCACAGGCUAAUUGACAUAAGCAAGAGUUAUGUUCCCACAGCGUAAACAUUAAUAAUAAAACGACUUUAUUCCAGGACCUGCUGUAUUUAUAUGCCCUGACCAGCACGUGAUAUUUGUCAUUGUGAUCAAUUGUUAAUUCUUCUGCACUUUAAUUUAUUUUAAAUCAACUUUGCCCAUGGACCAAAGAAGAUUUUUUUUUUUUUUUUUUUACUCAUUUAAGUAAUUAGGUGUAAAUAUUGAGUACAUUAAAAAAAAAGUCUCUGUAAAGUUUAAGAAGUGGUAUACUCACUUGGUACCACAACUGAGUCUUCUCAAAUGACAAUGAAGUUGCCUUUUAAACUAAUCACAAGUCAGUAUUGUCGUUUUAGCCCAGUGUGUGAAGGGAAACUAGGGGCAUUCCUUCCCACUCAAACUUGGCUCAUGGGCUUAAUAUAAUAUAUAGAUUUUUUUUUUUUUUUUAAUAAAGGAGCCUUUUAUUUCAACUACCUUCCUGGGGUAAAUUUUUCUAAAGGACAGGCUGGAAAAGAACUCCAAAACAUAGAAUGGAUAUGUAGUCAUUAUGCUACAAUAUGUAUGAAUGGUUCAGAUAAAUAUGGAAUUCUGUGCUUUUUGUUCUUUUAUCAUAUCUAAUGUCUUUGGGAAUAACUGUUUUACUUAGUUUUUACACUAUUUUUCUCCCAUUUGAAAUGAGCUGCAUGAAACCCCAAAGAUCAACUAUGGGUUAAAAUGUCUUCUCAGACUUAACAAAGGAGAAUUAGAAGGAGCCUUCACUAUGUUCAACUGUUUCUAAUAAUUAAUUUAAUAUAAAGACUUACUAUAUAUUCUCUUUUCCAUAUGGCUCAACUUAUUUGCCACUGAAAGUAAUGUUGCAACUAAUCUAGGAAGAACCGCUUAUGAAAUUGUUUAGUUAGUACUGAAAUUUGUAGUAAAUAUGUUCAUUUUAAACAAAAUUUUAAGGGAGUGAUGAAAUUCAUAUAAAUAUAUUAUAAAACUAAAGUGUACAUUGUGUACUAUUUUAAGAAUACAGAACUCAAAUGCUCUUGACCUGUAUUUCCAACCUAGGAUGUGUACUCUACAUGGAGCUCAAUUUUAUGAAAUGGAGUUUUUCGUAUUGAAAGUUCGCCCAUUAACAGAAAGUAUCAGCCAAAGUUUGAUUUUACAGUAGUUUGGGUUUUUGUUUGUUUGUUUGUUUUUGUUUUUAAUAUAUUUGUAUUGAUUUUAGAGAGGAAAGAAGAGGGAGAGAGAAAUAGAAACAUCAAUGAUGAAAGAGAAUCAUUGAUCGGCUGCUUCCUGCACCCCCCUGCUGGGGAUCCCAUCUGUAACCCUAGGCACGUGCUCGUGACUAGAAUCAAACCCGGGAACCUUCAGUCUGGAGGCUGGUGCUCUAUUCACUGAGCCAAACCAGAGAGGGCUUGUUUUUUCAUUGGGAGAGCAUCUUACCAAAUUAAUGGGGAAGAAAUCUAGUUCUCAAUAAAAAAUAAAAAUCUUAUUUUUGAAAAGUCUUGAGUAAGAUGACCUUUUGAGAGCUAAUGGGACAAGCAAGAGAGAAUACAGUACUGGUGAAAAACUUCCUAGGAGAAUAGAAGAGAGGCCUGUUUUUUAAUUCAGUAUUUUAAUCCCCAUGCUGUGUCAGUCCAAUUAAUUGGUAGAAUGUGUCAGUCCAAUCUUCAAAGAAAACAGCAGCAAACCUUUCUAAGCUGGCUGCCAUAGAGGUGAUACACACUGGGUUUCUGGAACAGUUAUUUCCCAUGGCUUCAUCUUCGCCUGUAUUUCCGUGUUCUAACUACACCAAGCCCUUGAUUACUCGGUACUAAAGUUUGCGUUCCAGGGAGAGCGAGUGUAUGUAUUUAUGUAUGUGUACCAUGUUGUUACAUGUAAACAAACUUCAAUUUGAAGUGCAGCCAUUAUGUGGUAUCCAUGUGUAUUGACCACGUGCCAUAUAUGAAUUAUGGUCACUAGAGAGUCUUUUAUGAUAGUUACUGUUAUAUUGUUUUUCAUUUCUUCUGCAAAAUUCUCUCCUAUUACCCCUCAGUUACAUUUUUUUCUUUUCUUAUUUAGUCAUGGAGAAUUCCCUCCUCAUCCCUCUCCUAUCUUCCCUUUAUAUUAAUAUUAUUAAAAAGAUGUUACUUACGCAGGUGUCUCUUAACAAUUGAGAAUUGCAUUAAUGUGUAUUACUGAGCACUUUACUUCCUAAUAAAGACUUGAUAUAAAAGCA